CAAGAAAAACCUGAGUACCAUAUCCGCAAGAUGGUAAUGUGUUCAGGAUUCCCAAUAUUAAAAGUUAUAGUUCUUUGCCUGUAUUACUUUCAAACAACUCAAUGCAUGAAUGGUGCUCCCAAAGGGAAGGGUGAGGCGCUACUGGUAACAGAUGAGGCGGGAAAGCCAUUAGGAGUAGCAACUCCAAUGGUCCAUGGAGACAAAUCUUAUGUGGGUUCCUCAAAAAAUGUGGAGCAGCAUUUACCUUCAGGAGACAUGGAGAAAUACUUCUACUCUGUGAAACAGUUGAGAAAGCCGACUCCUGGAUUAUACAAAGAACACUUGGACAAUGUAAUGGUAAACACCCAGAGUGAAAAACCAGGUUCCUCAGAUGCAGCUCCAUCCAACCCUUACUGGGCAACCAUGUGGGCAAAAGAUAUAUGGGAGGAAUUUAAGCAGCUGAACCAAGAUCAUGAUAACCUCAUCAAUGCCAUUGAACAUAGGAAAGUAUUGAAAGAAAAAAAGACUGGCAGUCGUGAAUAUGAUUAUAAAGUGAAAAGGCAACAGACUCAAAAACUAAUCCUGACUAAGCAGGCCAAAGAUUUGAAAUUUGUUCUCAACAGUCUAAACGAUUAUAUAGAAGUUUCAUUGAGAGGAUGGGCAUGGCAGAACAAUGUGAACCCAGCAUUUUUUAGCAGGGAAUUUGCUUCAGUGAAGAAGUCAUAA
This is a messenger RNA of Puccinia graminis f. sp. tritici CRL 75-36-700-3, 705 nucleotides long. RefSeq lists its product as uncharacterized. Bases 31 to 705 code for a protein of 224 amino acids. The transcript is spliced from 4 exons. The record is from RefSeq and is a predicted model, not a curated record. Lineage: Eukaryota; Fungi; Basidiomycota; Pucciniomycetes; Pucciniales; Pucciniaceae.